Messenger RNA from Penicillium argentinense, 1101 nucleotides. RefSeq lists its product as uncharacterized. Gene Ontology annotation, molecular function: dioxygenase activity. The transcript is spliced from 3 exons. Lineage: Eukaryota; Fungi; Ascomycota; Eurotiomycetes; Eurotiales; Aspergillaceae. The record is from RefSeq and is a predicted model, not a curated record. Bases 1 to 1101 code for a protein of 366 amino acids.
AUGGCGACACAAACCAUCCAGACCCAGUCUGCUCCCCUCCCGCUCUAUGUCCAUCCACCAGAGACUAAGGAGCCCAUCAACUAUGCAGACUUGGCCAUUAUCGAUCUUGGUGAAUUCGAUAAACCUGGGGGUAAAGAAAAACUCGCGGCUCAGUUGAAAGACGCGGCGCACAACGUGGGUUUCUUCUACGUCACCAACUUCGGCCUCAGUCAAGACGAGAUCAAUCGUCACUACGCGAUCGGACGUGAAUUCUUCGCCCUGCCGGAAGACGUACGCAGGUCCUACCGAGCACCCCUCGAAGAGGGCAUCUACAAUGGCUACCGGCCACUGGGAUCCAUUCAAGUCCUCCCGGGUCUGUGGGACAACAUUGAGUUCUACAACAUCAUGAAGUUCUUGCCGCAGUAUGAGCGCGACCACCCUGAAGUAUUCCGUCGGCGCUGGCAAGAGAUCGAACGGUUCCACCGCCACGUCCACGAGCACAUCGGGUACAAAUUGCUUCAGCUUCUCGCCAUCAUCCUCGAGCUCCCCGAAGACCAGAUCUCAGACGGUCAUCGGUACGAGUCGAAUUGCGACAGCGGUCUCCGCUACAUGAUGUACCGCGCCCGUCCAGCGGAGGUGAACGAGCAGUUCAAGGACCUCUAUUCGCGCGGCCACACUGACAACGGCACGAUUACGUUCCUUUUCCAACAGCCGGUCGCCGCCCUCCAGGUGAAAAAAUACGAGGAUUCCCCCUGGGAAUGGAUUCGGAUUCCUGAAGGCACUAUGUCUGUCAACAUCGCCGAUAUGCUGUCCAUCCUCUCCAACGGGUAUCUGAAGAGUGGCGUGCAUCGCGUCACGGUCCCUCCCAAGGACCAGCAAAUGCAAGACCGUUUGGGUCUGUUGUACUUUGUGCGGCCUAGCGAUCGACUGACUUUGAAGAGCUUUGACAGUCCCCUCCUCCGGCGCUUGGGGUACUACCAGGAGGGCAAGAACAAUGAAAUCGAUGUCCCUGCUCCGGAGUGGACGCGGGCGCGGAUCAAGACGAACUGGUCGCGAUCGCCGACGGAUGUCAAUGCAGGGACUCAGUUGGCGGGGUUUUCGGUGAAACACUUCCGUGAUUAA